AGCGUGCGGUCUCCCCCAAUGUUUGUAAAUUGUAGUCUGGAAACGCCGCUGUAUAGAUCUCACCGCGCAAAUGUAUUUUCUAAUGUUGAUAAACUUUCCUUGUUUGGAUUCGAUUUGAAAAUUACCGGUCUCCUCAGAAAGCGGGAUACGAGUCUCGGCGAACGUUGUGGAUCGUGACGAACCGAACAAGGCAGGGAGAGACGGUACCAUGGUGCUCAGUCAGAUGGAUGCGGGCAAAGCUCUGACGGCGGCGGCGGCCAAGGGGAAGACGAGCGAGGUGCAGAGGAUCCUGGAGGAGAACCGAGUGCAUCCGGACACCGUCAAUGAGUUUGGCAGGACCGCGCUGCAGGUGAUGAUGAUGGGGAACUCCAAGAUUGCCAGUUUGCUGCUGGAAAAAGGAGCAGAGCCCAACAUCCAGGACAAACACGGGAUAGCGCCUGUCCACGACGCAGCCCGCACAGGGUUCCUGGACACUCUGCAGGUCCUGGUGGAGUACGGUGCCUCGGUAAACGUCCCGGACCAGAGCGGGGCCUUACCCAUCCACAUCGCCGUCCGGGAAGGCCACCGGGAUGUCGUGGAGUUCUUGGCGCCACGGUCCGACCUGAAGCACGCCAACAUCAGCGGGCAGACGGCGAUAGACUUGGCCCGAGCGUCCUGCGCACCCGACAUGAUUGACUUGCUCUUCGCUCACAUUCAUAGUUAGUCAAAUGUCUGGGUGCUCGGUGCCUCCUGGGUAACCAUAACCUCACAUUUUGUUUUGCUUCAAACCUGGUGACUUGAAUUCAUUGCUGUGUAAAGGAUUUAUUUUUCGUUAAUAGUUGGCUCAGCAUUAAUAUGUGACACAGGACAUAUUGUCUUGGCAGCUUAUUUUCAGUGGAUGGGUGGCUACAUACAGUAGGCACCUCUUUUGCACAGUGCAAUUUAGGCACCUUAUAUAUCUGUUUUCCCUAUGAAUUGGGAGUGCACAUCUGUAGAUAGUUUUCCCUCAGUGUUUUCUAAUUAUUACAUUAUUUCCAUUGUGUAAGAAUUGUAACAGUUGAUACAAUGUAUGUGUUGUUGUUGUUUUUUAAAUCUUACAAACUUGACAUGGUGCACCCUGAUUGCUUUGCAUAGUUGUUUCUCUUAACUAGAUGAACUUAGACUUUGAAUUUACUUUUAUUUAUUGUUGGAAUAGGACAGAAUGUUCCUGUGACUUUGUAAAUAGUGACAUUUAUUGUGAUUUGUUGAAAUGUUAUUUAUAUAAAUACUUUUAAAACAAAAGUGAGAUUUUUCACUUUACUAUUUGAAGAUGAAAGCACAAAAUAAAGUCUUGAACUUGAA
Messenger RNA from Scophthalmus maximus (turbot), 1320 nucleotides. RefSeq names its product cyclin-dependent kinase inhibitor 2D (p19, inhibits CDK4) (gene cdkn2d). The transcript is spliced from 3 exons. Bases 209 to 703 code for a protein of 164 amino acids. Lineage: Eukaryota; Metazoa; Chordata; Actinopteri; Pleuronectiformes; Scophthalmidae. Gene Ontology annotation, biological process: negative regulation of cell population proliferation; regulation of cyclin-dependent protein serine/threonine kinase activity. Gene Ontology annotation, cellular component: nucleus. Gene Ontology annotation, molecular function: protein kinase binding; cyclin-dependent protein serine/threonine kinase inhibitor activity. The record is from RefSeq and is a predicted model, not a curated record.